This is a messenger RNA of Alternaria alternata, 567 nucleotides long. Its product is annotated as rer1 protein-like protein. Gene Ontology annotation, cellular component: Golgi membrane. The transcript is spliced from 2 exons. Bases 1 to 567 code for a protein of 188 amino acids. Gene Ontology annotation, biological process: retrograde vesicle-mediated transport, Golgi to endoplasmic reticulum; protein retention in ER lumen. NCBI's taxonomy places the organism in Eukaryota, Fungi, Ascomycota, Dothideomycetes, Pleosporales, Pleosporaceae. The record is from RefSeq and is a predicted model, not a curated record.
AUGGACUCCCCCGAACCAGACACCCCUUUCAGCGCCGUCACGGCGCAAACCACAAAAUACGGCCGCAUCUUCCAGACCUACCUCGACAAGUCAACGCCCUACACUCCCUACAGAUGGGGCGGCACAGGCUUCCUCUUCUUCCUCUUCGGCCUGCGCAUCUUCUUCGCACAGGGCUGGUACAUUGUUGCCUACUCGCUAGGCAUCUACCUCCUCAACCUCUUCCUCGCCUUCUUGUCCCCCAAGUUCGACCCCGCGCUCGAGCAGGAUGAGGGCAUGGAAGACGGGACCGCGGGUGCAAGUGGACUGCCUACCAAGGAGGAUCAGGAGUUUAGGCCCUUUGUGAGGAGGCUGCCCGAAUUCAAGUUUUGGUACUCAACCACAAAGGCCAUUGCCAUUGGAUUCUUCUGCAGCUGGUUCGAGAUAUUCAAUCUGCCGGUUUUCUGGCCGGUGCUGGUGGUGUACUGGUUGAUUCUUUUUGGGUUGACGAUGCGACGACAGAUUCAGCAUAUGAUCAAGUACCGCUACGUCCCUUUUACCGUCGGAAAGACACGGUACUCCGCCAACUAA